GUCGUACGUUUUUAACCGCGUAUUUAACAGUAGUGCCAACAUACGAUGGAUUUCUAUGAUCAUGGAUACGAAGAGAACAAACUUGGGAUGACCGUUACGAGUGGUUGUGUGAAACUUAAAAAGGACCCACAGAAUCUAGUGGGUAUAAGUAUUGGAGGGGGAGCCCCAUACUGUCCGUGCCUUUACGUUGUUCAAAUAUUCGACUCCACGCCAGCUUCAGAAGAUGGUAGUCUUCAAGCUGGAGACGAAAUAACUGGUGUCAAUGGUAUAUCUGUAAAAGGCAAGACGAAAGUGGAAGCUGCACGACUCAUUCAAAGUUUCAAGGAUGAAGUAAGAAUUAACUAUAACAAACUUCAUGCAGACCCAAAACAAGGAAAAACGCUAGACUUAAUAUUAAAAAAGGUGAAACAUCGUAUUGUUGAAACGAUGGAAUCUAGUACAGCCGAUGCUUUAGGUCUAAGCCGAGCUAUUCUUGUAAAUGACGGUAUGGUUAAAAAGUUGGAAGAACUCAAUAAAACAUCAAAUGUGUUUUCGGGUAUGGUAAAUCAUGCAAAAAAGUUGUUACGUGCAAUCUAUGAACUUUCUCGUAUCUAUGCUGUAUUGGGAGACACAUUUUCAGAAAUCGGCGUUAAAGAGCCCAUGACAUGCACAAGCGAAGCAUUUACUCAAUUUGGUACGAUUCAUCGAAGUAUGGAGCGUUUUUCGAUUGAAAUGUUGAAAAAGAUUAAGCCAAUGAUCAUGGAUUUAAACACAUUUCUACAUAAAGCGGUUCCUGAUACAAAGUUAACAAUCAAAAAAUAUUUAGAUGUCAAAUUUGAAUAUUUGUCUUAUUGUCUUAAAGUAAAGGAAAUGGACGAUGAAGAGUAUGGUUUUGCUAUGGUUCAAGAACCACUAUAUCGUGUAGAAACUGGAAAUUAUGAAUAUAGACUUGUUUUAAGAUGUCGACAGGAUGCACGUACACGGUUUGCUAAGAUGCGCAAUGAUGUUUUAGUAAAACUAGAAUUAUUGGAUAAUAAACAUGUACAAGAUGUCGUGUUUGAGUUACAACGUUUCAUCGAUGCUAUGGCCACCUACCAUGAUCAAUGCUAUGGUGUCAUGAAGCAAAUAAAAAUUUUUCCACUUGAAGUGGAUCUGGCAAGAGAUGCAUUUGCGUACAACCUAGGGAUUUUUAAUACAGGCGAAGAUGAAGGCGGUGAAGAUAUUGAUGAGGAUGUAAUCAACACUGAGUCAGUUGGAGAAAAAUCUGUCAGUAGCAAGUAUAACCAGUUAACUGACGAUGUCAAAUUAAUAGACCUGGCAGGAAUAAAUUCCAAAAGCCUAUAUUCUGAAAAUGAGGGUGAUGAUGAGGUGUUAGAUAUGAACAACUGGAACUCUUUAUCUACUUGGGGUCCUCAUACAGGUGACAGUAAAUCGAAUAAACAGGAGGCUGUUACAGACUUGCUUUGUUUUGACUAGUUAUCGUUCUGCUUUACAUCAUUAGUGUACAUAUACUAUGAAUACCUUUUUUAAUAAGUAUCUUCUGUAGUGAUUGUACUGCAUUCACUAAAAAUGUGAUCUAAUAAUGUGAUAUUUCUGCUUUGCUAAAUUCCAUGACUUAAUUUCGUUUAUUAUUCGGUUUUGUGUUUUUGUUUACUCUUUGUGGAACAAUACAUAUUAAUAAUUAUCAUACACUUCUCUUGCUACAGUUUGUUUCAUGUCUGAGGGGAGUGGUUGUGAUCAUGCGAAUAUUUUUAAUCUAAUAUAUUGUUGAACAGUUUGUUCAUUCUAAUAAAAAGUUUCGCUACUUAUUGUCA
Schistosoma intercalatum is the source of this 1793-nucleotide messenger RNA. The record is from the annotation of a GenBank genome assembly. Lineage: Eukaryota; Metazoa; Platyhelminthes; Trematoda; Strigeidida; Schistosomatidae.